GAUACCAGAAAAUAAGCUCUCUCUCUCUCUCUCUUUAAAAAUCUCGAGUCAGUGAUCGACUAAGAUCCCAUGGCGGCGACAACGAGUUCCAGCGACGAUCCACCUGAACCGAAAACGCCUACGCAAUUGAUUCCGUCGUUACCAGACGACGUCGCUCUGAACUGCCUCGCACGCGUCUCCAGAUGCGACCAUCCAAACCUCUCUCUCGUCUCCAAGUCAUUCCGAUCCCUCCCCAAAUCUCCCCUCCUAUACUCCAUCAGAUCCCUCGCCAACGCCACCGAAAACAUCCUCUACGUCGCCAUCCGCGUCCCUCCCGAAACCGGCGCCCGCUGGUUCACCCUCCUCCGCCGAGCUGCAACGAACUCUCAUCUCCUCGUUCCCAUCCCUUCUUGUCCCUUCCCCUCCCUCGUCGGAUCCGCUUACGCCGUCGUGGGAUCGGAGAUCUACGUCAUCGGCGGAUCUGUUAAAGACGUGCCUUCUUCGAGCGUGUGGGUUCUCGAUUGCAAGAUCCACACCUGGCGACGAGUCAAUAACAUGAGGGUAGGUCGCGAGUUCGCAGCGGCUGGUGUGAUCGACGGGAAGAUCUACGUGAUCGGAGGGUGUGUGGUUGAUAAUUGGGCCCGUUCGAGUAACUGGGCCGAGAUGUUUGACGUAAAGGCCCAAACUUGGGAGGCGGUUGCGAGUCCAGGGGUGGAGGUGCGUGAGAAGUGGAUGCACGCGAGUGCUGUUUUGGAAGGGAGAGUCUACGCGAUGGCUGAUCGAAACGGUGUCGUUUACGAGCCUAAUGAAGGGGAGUGGGGUGUGCCUGAGAAGAGGCUUGAUUUGGGGUGGAGAGGGAGGGCUUGUGUGAUUGAGGAUGUUCUGUUUUGUUAUGAUUACUUGGGGAAGAUAAGAGGGUAUGAUCCGAAAGAGAGGGUUUGGAGAGAGGUGAGGGGUGUGGAGUCGCUUCCCAAGUUUCUUUGCGGUGCUACUAUGGCGAAUAGGGGUGGGAAGCUUGCGGUUCUGUGGGAAGGGAAAGCUGGGAGUGGAGGUGCUAGGAGAAUGGAGAUUUGGUGUGCGGAGAUUGAGGUUGAGAGGCGUGGAGAAGGGGAGAUUUGGGGGAAGAUACUGUGGUCUGAUACUGUGUUUACGGUUCCUGAUAAAUCCGCCAUUGUGAAUUGCUUAGCGGCUACAGUUUGAUUGAUGAUACAUACAUGUUUACUCUCUCCGAAGCAUCACCAUAUAGGUCUGUUUCUGUUGUCUUUGAGUAACUAUCAUUUUGAUGAACAUAGUGAUUUAGAGUGCUUUGUGGGAAACGGUGGAUUGACAAAGAGUAUGAACAGCUGGCAAGUGUAAUGAAGUUUAUAGAUUGCUGCUUUGUACUUUGGGUUUUAAUCAGCUUUCUUUUGUAUGUUCUUGUCUCAUUUCGUAUGAGUUUGUAAUUCAUGCGAAAGCUACUUUCAGAUUUCUAAUAAAACCAGUAAGAUUGGCUGGUUCACUUGUCUUGCUCAUUGCUGAAAACAAAAAGAGCUUUGUAGAGUUUUA
Messenger RNA from Brassica rapa (field mustard), 1524 nucleotides. Its product is annotated as F-box/kelch-repeat protein SKIP6. Gene Ontology annotation, molecular function: protein binding. NCBI's taxonomy places the organism in Eukaryota, Viridiplantae, Streptophyta, Magnoliopsida, Brassicales, Brassicaceae. The record is from RefSeq and is a predicted model, not a curated record.